Messenger RNA from Carassius auratus (goldfish), 1470 nucleotides. RefSeq names its product calcitonin gene-related peptide. Bases 497 to 904 code for a protein of 135 amino acids. Gene Ontology annotation, biological process: regulation of cytosolic calcium ion concentration; adenylate cyclase-activating G protein-coupled receptor signaling pathway. Gene Ontology annotation, molecular function: calcitonin receptor binding; hormone activity. The transcript has 5 exons. Gene Ontology annotation, cellular component: extracellular region. Lineage: Eukaryota; Metazoa; Chordata; Actinopteri; Cypriniformes; Cyprinidae. The record is from RefSeq and is a predicted model, not a curated record.
GAUCUCACAAAUAAUUGUAUUUUAAUUAUUUUCUUAUCAAACUGCAUCACAGUGCUAAAUUGAUUUAGAGUCAUAAUGAAAGAAUGCAUGCACUUCAACAACAUAAGUCCUAAAGAAGCACAGACAGAUAAAAGAUGUAACAUAACCUCUGCCAGCCAUUUCCCAAAAAAGAAACAAAAGGUCCAGGUGGGAGGAGGUGAUAAAGGAUCCCAGGAGAAGCGAAGGAGAGCUAGGACCUCAGCUGGAGAGGGCCUGGAGGUCAAGAGAUGAAGGAUAGCAGGUUGUUAUUCAGCCUGAUGGCUUGAAGAUAGAAGCUGUUCUUCAGUCUGGUUGUCUGAUUGGAGAGCAGUGAAGGAGAAGACCAAGGCCGAGCUGAAGACCAGAGGAAAACUGUGAAGCCGACUGGACUCAGAACUGAUUCAGACCAUUCACUCCUAUUAGAUGAACUGGACAUCACUUCGGACCAUUCGUCUGAGGCCCUAGAUUACAGGGUACCAUGUUUAUGUUGAAGAUCUCUGCCUUCCUUGUCGCUUACGCCACAGUGGUGUGCCAGAUGUCCAGCUCAAACGCUGCUCCAGCAAGACCUGGUUCAGAAUCUCUGACAGACAGAUUUGCGCUCAUGGACUACGAAGCACGGAGAUUACUGAGUGCUAUAGUCAAAAACGUAGUGCAGAUGACAGCGGAGGAACUGGAGCAGACGAAUGAUGACAACAGCCAGGGCAGAUUCCUGUCCAAGCGUUGCUCCAAUCUCAGCACCUGCGUGCUGGGAAAACUCUCCCAGGAGCUGCACAAAUUGCAAACUUUCCCGCAGACGGACGUGGGCGCCGGUACACCCGGCAAGAAACGCAGCCUGCUCGAGGGCAAUCAGUUUACAAGCUACGAAGAAACUUUUAACACCAUCUAACCCUAAGCGUAUGCUCUACGGUCCCGUUGCAUGUGGAUUCUGCCUGCUUGACUGAUCGCACACAAAACGGCUGGUUGCAGUGCUCCCUUUCUUUCUUUCUUUCUUUCUUUCUUUUGGCAGAGAAAGGCAUGUUAAAAAUCUAGAUAAAAUUUCUUCCGCACAAAAAUUCAGGAAUAGUUUUCUGUGCAUUUUACACAUGCCUCUUGAAUAACUGAAUACAUGUAUUAUACAAAAUAUUGAAAAUAAUAAUAAAAAGAGUGUUUAAGUUCAAUAAAGUUAUUUUUUUAUAUCAGGAACUCUUACUUUGUCAAAUUAUUAGCUACGUUAAUUUGAAGUCAUUGUAUAUGCGUGUUAUCAUUGAGUGUCUCUACAAAUAAACAUCCAAUGCAUGAAGAUUUCUGCAGGUAAGACGUCUGAAAUGACAUCUGUGAAUGUGAGCAGUUAAUAAUGGAUUUAAUAUACAUAAUCUCUGUUUAUAUGAUAUAUAAACCAAUGAAUAUAAUGCAUGAAAGUAAUCAAAUGACUGUUGUAGAUGUAUAACAGGAGAGUGUGUUCUGAAGUCUGGU